CUCUACAGUUGUGUCAUCACCUUCAAAAGCAUUAUAAUACUAAUAUAUACUAUUUGUUUAAUCAAUCUUUACCAUAUUUACUUCAACUUAAAUUCACUUAAGUUUAAAGGAAAGUUUCAAGAAUUUAUUUAAGUUAUUUAAAUCAUCUCGAGACUUUUUUUAAGGAAAUUUUCAAACAUACCACAGUCUGGCAAAACUACGUGCUUGCCAUGAAAAAGCUUUGAAAACCUAGCUGAUCAUGCUCAUCAGAUAUUAAUGGUUUGGUCUGAUGGGUGAAUAAAGUUUGUAUCUUUAUGAGAGGAUCACGGACGGGUAACAAGUAUAGAGAAGAUAAUCAUUGAGUAAGUCUGGCAAAAGGGGAAUUUAGGUCCUUGAUAUUUGUAUAGAGAGGAAAUCUUUUGAAGAAACCUGUGGGGGUUUAAGGAAAUAAAUUGGGGUUUAGCCUCUAUUUGUGGAAAAGUAGCUGUUCUUUGUACUGAGAAAGUAAAAUUUAAUUGUUUCUUUUUGUGGCUCUGGUAAAUUUUAUAAGUUGGUCAGAGUUUGUUUAUCUUAAUUAUAUCAAUGUCUGAGAAAAGUAGGCUUUUGCCAAGGUUUCUUUUCUUCCUGAUUCCGAUUUCUAUGUUUCUUUUGAUUAUUUCCUCGGUCUCCCUUCAAUUCGGCUGUACUUCGGUUGUACCGAGUUCUGUUUUCAAGCUUAUUCUUGUUAAUAGUACAUCAGUUUACUUAAAAUCAAAUGUAAAAAGUGAGCCAGUCAAAUGUCCCUUCUUUUCUUUCAAGCCGUAUCGGUUCGAUACUAAAUCGUCAAUGAGAAGUGGAGAGGUGAAUUGUCCGGAUGCUGCAUUUGGAGAGCUCGGAAAGAAUGCCUGUGAACGAAAUCAAGCUCUCAUUAAGGUGUAUAUGUAUGACUUGCCGCCGGAGUUCCACUUUGGAUUAUUGGGUUGGAAGGGAAAAGCAAAUCAAACAUGGCCAGACAUUCGUUACCGUAACCAUAUACCACCAUACCCAGGUGGGUUGAAUUUGCAGCACAGUGUGGAGUACUGGAUGACCCUUGAUCUCCUGGCAUCAAACAGACCAAAGGUGGCCAGACCUUGCCGUGCAGUUAGAGUGGAUAAUUCUAGUGAAGCAGAUAUAAUUUUUGUGCCAUUUUUCUCGUCACUGAGUUACAAUCGAUAUUCUAAGCUUCAUGGGAAGGAGAAAGUUAGUGUUGAUAAGAUGUUGCAGAGCAGAUUGGUUCAAUUCUUGAUGAACCAGGAUGAAUGGAAACGAUCUGGAGGAAGGGAUCAUUUAAUUGUAGCGCAUCAUCCAAAUAGCAUGUUGGAUGCUCGAAAUAUGUUAGGCUCGGCCAUGUUUGUGCUUGCCGAUUUUGGGAGGUACCCAGUUGAAAUUGCGAAUCUUGGGAAGGAUAUCAUUGCUCCUUAUAAGCACGUUGUGAGGACCAUUCGGAGCAGAGAAUCAGCUCAGUUUGACGAGCGUCCCAUAUUAGUAUUUUUCCAAGGAGCAAUAUAUAGGAAGGACGGAGGAAUAGUUCGCCAAGAAUUAUAUUAUCUUUUAAAAGAUGAGAAAGAUGUACAUUUUACAUUCGGAACCGUUCGAGGGAAUGGAGUCAGCAGAGCAAGCCAAGGAAUGACCUCUUCCAAGUUCUGCCUGAAUAUUGCCGGUGACACCCCGUCAUCAAAUCGCCUAUUUGAUGCAAUUGUGAGUCAUUGUGUUCCUGUGAUAAUAAGUGAUGAAAUUGAGCUACCUUUUGAAGAUAUCUUAGAUUACUCAGAAUUCAGUGUAUUUGUGCGUGCUUCUGACGCUGUUAAAAAAGGGUACCUACUGAGUCUUCUUCGUAGUAUCGACCAAGACAAGUGGACCGCGAUGUGGGAAAGAUUAAAGGAAAUUGCUGCACACUUUGAAUAUCGAUUUCCAUCCCAGUCUGGUGAUGCUGUGGACAUGAUUUGGCAGGCAGUAUCACGCAAGACUUCUUCUAUCCGAUUCUCACUUAACAGGAAGAACCGAUAUAACAGAUCGGAGAUUCAGCAAUUAUUAUGACAAGAACAAAUGGAAAAUUUAUGAUAUUUUCAGUCUUACACAUACAGAAAUGGGGGAUUUUUGUUUCUUUGGUGGCUGCCGAUUUUCGGACAACAUACAAGCCUAGCUAGGCUUCUCAGAAGGAACUGUAAGGGCAUUUAAUUUGUUGUAGUCAUUUUUGCCUAUUGAUUUUUCUGGUACAUCUGUAGGCAUCAUCUUUAUGAAACAUCAAUAGGCAUGUCUUUACAGAAUUCUGUUUUAAAAUAUGAAAAGUUAAUGAAAGAGUUGUUAAGCCAUCACAA
Molecule: messenger RNA, 2315 nt
Organism: Mercurialis annua (annual mercury)
Lineage: Eukaryota; Viridiplantae; Streptophyta; Magnoliopsida; Malpighiales; Euphorbiaceae
Product: probable arabinosyltransferase ARAD1
Exons: 3
Coding region: 562-2034 (490 amino acids)
Molecular function (GO): glycosyltransferase activity
Source: RefSeq, a predicted model, not a curated record